Molecule: messenger RNA, 1034 nt
Organism: Anneissia japonica
Lineage: Eukaryota; Metazoa; Echinodermata; Crinoidea; Comatulida; Comatulidae
Product: hyalin-like
Exons: 5
Source: RefSeq, a predicted model, not a curated record
AAAUACUGGUAGUUGCACGUUUACAGUAACUGUUACAGAUAGCGAAGAUCCUGUAUUGAUAUGUCCACCUGACAGUAAUUUAUCAAUUGACGGAGGAAUGUCGACAGCUACUGUCACAUAUAAUGCUUCGGAUGUUACAGUAACUGACAACUCAGGGGAAUCUCUUGUUCCAAUUACCACAACAUCAUUUCCAGCUGAAUUUGUUCUUGGACCAACCAAUGUAACGUAUACAGCUACCGAUUCUUCUGGAAAUACUGGUAGUUGCACGUUUACAGUAACUGUUACAGAUAGCGAAGAUCCUGUAUUGAUAUGUCCACCUGACAGUAGUUUAGCAAUUGAUGGAGGAAUGUCGACAGCUACUGUCACAUAUAAUGCUUCGGAUGUUACAGUAACUGACAACUCAGGGGAAUCUCUUGUUCCAAUUACCACAACAUCAUUUCCAGCUGAAUUUGUGAUUGGACCAACCAAUGUAACGUAUACAGCUACCGAUUCUUCUGGAAAUACUGGUAGUUGCACGUUUACAGUAACUGUUACAGAUAGCGAAGAUCCUGUAUUGACAUGUCCACCUGACAGCAGUUUAUCAACUGACAGAGGAAUGUCGACAGCUACUGUCACAUAUAAUGCUUCGGAUGUUACAGUAACUGACAACUCAGGGGAAACUCUUGUUCCAACUACCACAACAUCAUUUCCAGCUGAAUUUGUUAUUGGACCAACCAAUGUAACGUAUACAGCUACCGAUUCUUCUGAAAAUACUGGUAGUUGCAUGUUUACAGUAACGGUUACAGAUAGCGAAGAUCCUGUAUUGACAUGUCCACCUGACAGCAGUUUAUCAACUGACGGAGGAAUGUCGACAGCUACUGUCACAUAUAUUGCUUCAGAUGUUACUGUUACUGACAACUCAGGGGAAUCUCUUGUUCCAAUUACCACAAUAUCAUUUCCUGUUGAAUUUGUGCUUGGACCAACCAAUGUAACGUAUACAGCUACCGAUUCUUCAGGAAAUACUGGUAGUUGCACGUUUACAGUAACUGUUACAG